Cladocopium goreaui is the source of this 646-nucleotide messenger RNA. NCBI's taxonomy places the organism in Eukaryota, Dinophyceae, Suessiales, Symbiodiniaceae. The record is from the annotation of a GenBank genome assembly.
GCUAACUCCGUCGCAGCAACUUUGACAUCACCAUGACGCUGCGCAUGAUCUUCAGUAUCCAAGGCUUCAAUCGACUUACAGCCUUCGCCACAGGAGCAGCAGGUGGAUAUGCGUUCACGAAUCCCGACGUGGACAACGUCUACGAUAUUUUCCCGCUGCACAAGCCACCUCCGUAUGCCUUCCUCAAUUUGUACAAGGUGAGGGAGGAAGACAAGCACGAAUUCGAACAGAGCUGGAAGGAGGUCGCCAAGUUCAACCAGCGGCAAGAAGGAUAUUUGUUCACCAGGUUUAUGAAGGCAGAUCCACGUGCAGAAGGCUAUGAGAACCGAAGUUAUGACUACAUUGACAUAGUACAGUGGACCACUGGUGAUGCCCAGCGACGGGCUACAUUGAGGUCAGCCUAUACGGAGUUGGAAAAGAAGAUGUUGUUGACAUUUUUUCGCCGGGAAAACGACGAGCAUGUCAGGCAACUCGCAUGACUUGAGGCCUGGUGAGAGACUGGAGGCGCCCAUGAUGUUCAGCUCAGUGGUCGAUGAUACACAGAAGACGCCCACGUAGGUGCAUCAGUUUUCACGCUAGCCGCCACGUUCUUCGGCUCUUGAGCCUGGUGCGUUAGUGGCACAGCGACUGGUUGCGACUGACAAAA